CAAGCACUACAUCUUUCCCAGUUCAAGGAGUGACAUUUCGAAUCAGCUCGUUUGCAGCUUUGAGAUUUCCGUAAUCUAACUAUCUUGGCCUACGUCCAUGGCGGGUGAAGUCGUUGACGGCGAGACGCCUCUGAAAGUCGUGACCUUCAAGUCUCUCCACCCUAUUCUUUCCAUUGAUCCUCCGAGAGCUGGCGAAGCCGUUGCGUGGUAUAAGGAUGUCUUUGGCUUUGAGGAGGUUGCGAAGAUCUAUGGCAAGAGGAAGGCUGGUCAGGAUGACCCUCUGAUUGAUCACGCGCAUCUCAAGCUCGGCGAGGUGGAAAUCAAGCUUGCAGAUGAUACUGGUCAUGGUGCCUCCGUUGAGGGUGGCAAGAGGCCGCCUUCUGCAUUGAAGGGAACCACAUUUACCAUUCAGGUCGAGUGCAGUGAUCCGGAUGCAAUUUUUGCUAAGGCUAUCGCCAAAGGCGCGAAGGCCAGCCUUGAAGUGUCCGACCAGGACUGGGGUCGUCGUUAUGGCAAGUUCAUCGACCCUUUCGGUUUUGAGUGGGGUUUGUUGAAGCCUCUUGAGGUUGAGGAAGAGAAAAAGGUUGAGGCCGAAAAUGGGGAGAAGGCAGCUGAGCCAGAAGCUCCUAAAGAAGCUGCUAAAGAAUGACUGCUAGACUGAUCUCUAAUAUGAUCGGGCUUUUGAAGAACCCUCAACAGCGCUGACGACGGAUGCGCAUUGACUUUCAUUGUCAUAGGUGAUGACACUGCGUGGUUAUUGACUGUGUUCCAUGUUUUUUCAUGAGAGCUGUUUUGUACAUGGACUAUAUGGGCGUUGUGAAAUCUGAGCUGUGGCGUUCCUCCUACUCAUAACUGCUACGCGAACCUACACUGGGUUCAAUGCUUUGUUGGAAAUAUCUCAAGGACUUAAGCGUUUCUGAAGUGUAACACUGUACUCGAGGAAGAUUACAGGGGAGCACGCGAGUCAACGGAGGUUACACGAGGGGGCGGACAAAGAAUGCGAAAGGACUCGAAAGGUCGCAACUGGAGGUUGCGACUGACCGUUACAACAUCACGGAUGGUAACCGAAGCGGCAAUCGAGUCGCUGUGCGACUCGAUAAACCGUUCCUGUAACUGUAUUCUACAACUGCUUUCUUAUCUAUUAUAUAUUGCUGUAUGCUUGUUUCUUUAAUCAAUCACUUGUUCUCACAUACUAGUACAAGGGUUCAACUGCCUCAACUUCCGCUGCACUACUCCAAGUCUCAAGUCUUUACAGCUGGGACUUAGUCUCUGCAAAAGAUCCUAAAGGGUUUUU
Messenger RNA from Closterium sp. NIES-67, 1294 nucleotides. The record is from the annotation of a GenBank genome assembly. NCBI's taxonomy places the organism in Eukaryota, Viridiplantae, Streptophyta, Zygnematophyceae, Desmidiales, Closteriaceae.